AUGCAUACACCAACUAGUUUCGACCAAACCGAUCGCUCCGGAACCGCCCCAGCCCUCCGCUACGAUGACACUGGCCCCUUAGCCGGUGUUCUAUCACGUAAUGAGAUUGUAGCAGAAUAUGAUAAUGGGAUGACUGCUAUACUCCAACAAAGCCUAUCCGACAAGCAACCCAUACAUUUCAUGCCUACUGAAGUUAGUGAUGAUACCUCCGAAUAUGUAAAUGGUGUCUCCUCCUAUAUUUUGCGUAUUACUGGUACUUUGAUUAAUGGACAAAAAGCAGUCGUAAAAAUUACAGGCAUUAAGCUUUUCUUUGAUGUCGAAGUACCUGAAGAGAUGUCCCUAUCUACGUUUAAGACCAGAUUAGUAAAUAUAUUAUCCAAUACUCUCAAAGGUACAUCAAAAUUUGGGAUCGAGAAUAUUAGUGCUUUCCCACUUCAAGGAUAUUAUACAGAGAAAAAAUCAUAUAUACGUGUUAUUACUUGGAAUCAAUUUGACCGGUAUAAUUUGUUAAAGGCAGUUCGUGAAGUCUGUAUCUGUACAGCUUCUGAUGAUCUAACCCCAAUAUAUUAUUACCGCAAAGUAGCCCGUGAAAAAAGAUUACCUCUUUCAAGUUGGGCAACUGAGGACGAUUAUAAUAAUCCAUUAUUCUCCUCGACCCUUUCACGGGAUCGAACUCUUGUUCUCACAUGGGAUAUAGAGACAUAUAGUUCGCUUGGUUUAGGUAAAUUCCCUACUGCGCAGAGCGAUGAAUCUAACGUAUUUAUGAUUUGUAUGACAGUUCAUUGGAAAGAUGAUCCCGAACCGUUAAAACAAAUCUGUCUUGUCGAUAUUGAAACAGCGCCAGAUCCGCGAUGGAUUACAAUCGUAUGUGGAUCCCAGACUAAUUUACUAAAGGCUUUUGCACUAUGUUGGAAGCUUUUAGCUCCAGAUAUACACAUAGGUUUUAAUGAUUCACAAUAUGAUUGGAGAUUUAUUGUGGAGAAGGCGAAAAAAUUAGGGGUUCUCGAAUGGGUGUUCAAUCAAAUGUCAUUAAAGUAUUCAAGCCUCGAAAAAAUUACAAAAUGGCAAUACCAAUAUAACGCAAUAAAGGUUAAUGAUAUACCAUUUCAUUCAAAGCAUCUCAAAAUCCCAGGAUGCGUAGCUAUCGAUGUCCGACCUUGCUUUAUGAAAUUUUAUUCUAAGGCCGAAAAGAGUAGUUUAGCAUUCUACCUAAACGAAUGUGGGCUCGAAAGUAAAUUGGAUAUGCCUUUCAACCGCAUGUUCAAGUAUUACAGAAAUGCACUAAAAGAGGCUGAUGCCACAACGGCUGAACAAAUGCGCGAAAUAGCCGAAUAUUGUAUCAUUGACGCUCUUAGUUGCCAGCGGUUAAUGAUUAAGCACAAUGUAAUUAAUGAGUACAGGGAGGUUGCGAGCAUAGCAUUUAUAUCGUUAUUUGAUGCGCAUUAUUUUGCAAUAGGAAUGAAAGUGAGCAAUCUUUUAAGUGCUAGUGCAUGGCGGGAAGGGAUUUUAACCAGUACAAUUUCAGAACGAACGGAAACAGAAUCAUUCCCGGGUGCCUACGUCUUCCCACCAAUAAAGGGGCUCGAAAAUAAACGUCCUCGUGCUGAACAAAGUGGUAAAAAACUCCACGAAAUUAGUUUUAAAUUCAAUAAUCAGGAUUGUCUCGCAUGGUCUAUAAGGCAUAAUAACACUCCUGAAGAAAAGGGUCUCUACGUUACUAUAUUGGAAUAUUUAUCUAUCAAACGGAAUGAGAUAAAGGAACGCCUUGCCCCUGUGAAAGAAAAAAAGGAAGAUAUGGAACUGGUAAUAGGUUUAAUGGGUAAAGAUUUGUCACUACCAGAAGCAAUUGAGCACAUUUUAGCAAAAGCGGGGGAGAAAAAACGUGCCAGCCUUAACAAAAAUCUAUACCAUUUUAUUAAUAAAGAAAAGCAUGAAUUCAUGACAGAAUAUGAUUCAGUUUGUUUUGUUUAUUCUUGCUUAGAUGCGAAACAAAAUGCUCUUAAGGUGUACAUGAAUACAUUUUAUGGCACCGCUGGGGAUAGUAAAUCUCCCUUCUUCUUGCGAGCACUGGCUGGGGGCAUCACAUCAGCUGGACAGAGAAAUAUCAAACUUGUCGCAAAUUUCGUUAAAAGUAGGGAUUUUCAGAUAAAAUAUGGUGAUACUGAUUCAUUGUAUCUAGUUCCUCCAGAAAGGUACUUUCAAGAAUGCGAUGAGGCAUAUGACAGCGGUAAUGGUGGGAUCUCGAAAGAAGAAUAUUGGUCUAGAAUGGUAAAAAUCUCUAUGGAAGAGAUGGAGAAACUCCGCGACGAAGUUAAUGACUUUUUUAAAAAAGAUAAUGGAUCGUCGUAUCUUAAAAUGGCAUAUGAGGAAGUUUUAUUUCCGGUAGUAUUUACUGGAAAGAAAAAAUACUACAGCAUUCCACAUGAGAGUGAGCCAAAUUUUAAUAAAGAGCUUUUCAUUCGGGGAAUUGAGACUGUAAAACGGGGUCAGUCUGGCAUUUUCCGCAAAAUAGGAAAACGUAUUAUGGAAGAGUCUACGAGGGUAAACAAUACACGUACCUUGCAUCAGGUUGUAGAGGACGUGCUCAAAGAGACUGUAAAGGAUAUUUCGCAGACAAAUCUUAAUGAAAUAAUAAAAACUGCUGUGUGGAGGCCCGAUAAAAAUAACAAGAGUGUACAGCGCUUCAUUUCACGAAUGCGGGAUAGACAUACCCGUGAAGAAGCGGACGCCAAACGGCUCAUAAAAAAGGGUCUAACACCCAAGGCUUAUCUUUAUGAAAUCCCAGAGCCAGGCGAGCGGUUUGAAUAUGUUGUAGUUGAGAAUGAUUCAUCACAGAAGGUAGGUGACAAAAUGGAGUACCCAGAAGUGGCAAGACAUCUUGAUAAAAAGAUCGAUAUUAACUAUUAUCUGAAAAGUGUUGUCGGGCUCUGUGCGCGAUUUAUAAACUAUGAUGAUAGACACCAGCCAUCAUCUGAAAUUGUGCUGGAAGCCUUAAAAAAGUUAAAAGAUGGUAAUAAAGUGGGUGAAAAUAAAGCGGAUGACAGUAGAGUGGAUGAAGACGACCUGGACGAAGAUGAAGAGGAAGAAGACGAAAUGGAUGGGGAUGAGGUAUCAAAAAUAAGAGAUACCUUAGCGCAGAAAUCGGCUGAAAAAUGGAUUAGGGGGUAUAUCAAAAACCUACGUGAUGGUCCGAAAAAAGAUAAAACCAUCAUUUCUCAUUUAUGGGAAGGGGCACGCAUUUACGCGAAAAAAUUAUUUGAUACUACUUAUGCCGACAAGGGAGAACACCUGACUAACAAUGAUUAUUACCAAUCCUUCCUCAAUGUGCUAGAUAAGCAAGAAGAAUCUAUCCGCUUAAAACUUUCAUCAUUGCUUAAAGAAAUUUCCGAGGUUGAUAUAGGGUAUAGAGAAAGUAUGUAUAAAUUAGUUACUAAGAAGCGAGCAAUGUCCUUAGAACAAUAUUUAACAUCAUAUUAUUUGGAUGAGUUCUUUAUUGGUAUAAUGGCUGAACUACGUGAUCAAGUAUCCCAGUACAUAGGAUUCGAACCAAAUGAAAUUCACCUCCCGAUCACAGAAGAGGAUAGGUGGCUAUUUAGUAAGAUAAUAGCAGAUCAGGAAGGAAUGGCAGAUAUCGUAAUGGGUGACUAUCAAUUUUUACAACGUUAUGGGCAUAAUGGUAAGGGAGGUAUUAGCCCGCAUUCAAAAAAGAUUCGAAGGAGUCCCACUAGCGCCAGUACUUAUACGGUAGUCGAUUAG
Messenger RNA from Rhizophagus irregularis DAOM 181602=DAOM 197198, 3756 nucleotides. NCBI's taxonomy places the organism in Eukaryota, Fungi, Glomeromycota, Glomeromycetes, Glomerales, Glomeraceae. The record is from RefSeq and is a predicted model, not a curated record.